Molecule: messenger RNA, 2091 nt
Organism: Manis pentadactyla (Chinese pangolin)
Lineage: Eukaryota; Metazoa; Chordata; Mammalia; Pholidota; Manidae
Gene: CPN2
Product: carboxypeptidase N subunit 2
Exons: 2
Coding region: 154-1803 (549 amino acids)
Molecular function (GO): protein binding
Source: RefSeq, a predicted model, not a curated record
GGGAACACUCAGGCCACGUGAGGGGAGGAACCGCUGCCUGGAACUUUGAUCAGCACCAGGGCUGCUGGGUUCACAUGGACCAGAGACCAUGCCAAACACCCUCUGCUCCUGACGAACAGUCAGGGCAGUUGGUCUCCAUCUGCUCAGCCCCUCAUGGAGAUGCUGCUUGGAGCCUGGCUGUGCUGGGCCUGCCUCCUGCUCCUGGCCAGGCUCGCCCAGCCCUGCCCUGUGGGGUGUGACUGCUUCAUUCAGGAGGUGUUCUGCUCCGAUGAGGAGCUGGCCACCAUCCCGCUGGACAUCCCACCACACGCCACAGACAUUGUCUUUGUAGAGACCUCGUUCACCACAGUGGAAACCAGGGCCUUGGGAGGUAGCCCCAACCUGACCAAGGUGGUCUUCCUCAAUACCCAGCUCCGCCACUUGGGGCCGGAUGCCUUCGGGGGUCUGCCCAGGCUUGAGGACCUGGAGAUCACCGGCAGUGCCCUUUCCAACCUCAGUGCCGACCCUUUCUCCAGCCUGACCUCACUGGGCAAGUUCACCCUCAACUUCAAUUCACUGGAAGUGCUGCCUGAGGACCUCUUCCAGCACAUGGAUGCCCUGGAGUCCCUCCAGCUGCAGGGCAACCAGCUCCAGACCCUGCCCAGUAGGCUCUUCCAGCCUCUGAAGCAUCUGGAGACGCUCAACCUUGCUCAGAACCUCCUGGCCCAGCUGUCCGAGGAGCUGUUUGAGCCCCUCAGCAGCCUGCAGACACUGAGGCUGAGCAACAAUGCGCUCUCCGGCCUGCCCCAGGGUGUGUUUGGCAAACUGGGCAGCCUGCAGGAACUCUUCCUGGAUGGCAACGCGAUCUCGGCGCUGCCCCCGGAAGUGUUCUCACAGCUCCUCUGCCUGGAGAAGCUGUGGCUGCAGCGCAAUGCCAUCAGGCACCUGCACCCCUCCAUCUUCUCCUCCCUGGGCAGCCUGACCUUCCUGAACUUGCAGGGGAAUGAACUGCGGGCGCUGCCUGCCGGCCUCUUUGCCCACACCCCCAGCCUGGUCGGCCUGUCUCUGUCCCACAACCAGCUGGAGGUUGUCACCGAGGGAGUAUUUGCCAACCUGUCCAGCCUUAGUUCGCUUAUGCUCUCUCACAACGCCAUCACCCAUCUCCCAGCAGGUGCCUUCAGGGGCCUUGGGGGGCUGGUCAAGCUAUACCUGGGCAGCAACAAUCUGACAGCCUUACACCCAGAUCUCUUCCAGAACCUCUCCAAGCUUGAGCUGCUCAGUCUCUCCAGGAACCUCCUGACCACGCUCCCAGAGGGCAUCUUCGACACCAAUUACAACCUGUUCAACCUUGGCCUGUACGGCAACCCCUGGCAGUGUGACUGCCACCUGGCCUACCUCUUCAGCUGGCUGCACCAGUAUAGUGACCGGCUCUUCAACAUCCAGACCUACUGUGCAGGCCCUGCCUACCUGAAGGGCCAGGUAGUGCCCGCCUUGAAGGAGGAACAACUGGUGUGCCCAGUCACUCGGGACCGCUUGGGCUUCCAGGCCCCGGGACUGGAGGACAGGGAGCCAGGAGGCAGCUGGGAUCUGGCUGCGGAGGAAAGGGCAGCCUGGAAGCGGUGCACCUACAGCAAUCCCGAGGGCACUGUGGUGCUCGCUUGUGACGAGGCCUGGUGUCGCUGGCUGAAUGUCCAGCUGUCCCCUAGGCAGGGGUCGGGCUCCCUGGGACUGACAUACAAUGCCAGUCAGGAGUGGGACUUGAAGUCGAGCUGUGGCUCUGUGAGAGUCACUGUGUCUAUUGAGGCUCGGGCAGGGCACCCCUAGGUGCAGGGCAUUUGGAGCCCGGAGCCUGGGUAGACUGCCUCUGGGCCUGACCAGGCGAGAGGUCAGAGCUGAGGAGGAGCGGAAGCUUUGGAGAUCUAAUGCAAGGGAUGGGGUUACAUCUCCAAGAUGCAGGAGGUGGGGGUGGCCAGUUCCAUCACCCAGCCUCUUCCUCCUCCUUUUCCUUCAUUAUCCCCGUCUCAGAGUCUGAGACCAACAAGGCUUUCCUUAAGCUGUGCAAAGCAUCCGUUAAAGCUACGUCAUGGUCUGGAGAAUAAAAUAACACUGCUA